AUGCGUUUCACCGCCGUUUUCGCUACCCUCGCUGCCCUCGCUGUCGCAGCAACCGCAGCUCCUGCAAGCACCUCUGCUUUGGAGCAGGCCGGUGCAGUUCUCGGUGGGCAACACUCCUAUUAUCCUAUCAUUACGUACAAAAUGAUCGUAAAUUUUGGUAUCAAAACUAACAGUGGCCCUCAAAUAGUUGCUCAACAGGCGGAUUGCAAGAACCGUGACUCCUACGACAUCUGUCGCAGGAACUGCAGCCCGCUCGCUCCAGGCUUUGCCUGCACCAUCAACUGCCUCAUCGCUUACUGCCCCUAG
Molecule: messenger RNA, 306 nt
Organism: Colletotrichum destructivum
Lineage: Eukaryota; Fungi; Ascomycota; Sordariomycetes; Glomerellales; Glomerellaceae
Exons: 1
Coding region: 1-306 (101 amino acids)
Source: RefSeq, a predicted model, not a curated record